This is a messenger RNA of Medioppia subpectinata, 2223 nucleotides long. Lineage: Eukaryota; Metazoa; Arthropoda; Arachnida; Sarcoptiformes; Oppiidae. The record is from the annotation of a GenBank genome assembly.
AUGCUAAGUGUUUUAGACUGUGCAUUCUGGCCAAAUGGUACAUAUGAUGAAACUGCUUGUGACAAAAUUAGCGAGGAUGCACUAUUGAAGUCUCUGGUCAAUAGCCAUAUGAUUUCCGUGGAAAUACCUCCACAAAAGUUAUCAACACCACUGGCCACUGGAGCCGCCUCUAAAAUUGAGAAUGAUAUUUUAGAGGUCUAUAGGAACAAUCAAGAUGACAAUGUUUCCUCGAUUGAUUUGUUGAGCAAUGAGAAGGUCAUUUCGGAUGAAAUCCUUGGAAAUAUGUUUGAAUCCUUCAUAAACAAUUUCAAAACAGAAAAUUCAGAAACUUAUUUUCAUCAAUUCCAUACAAAUGUCACUUUAAAACUUUACACAAUCAUUAUACAGCUGGACCAUAUCAAUUCAUAUUCGUCUGAAAUGUACUCCCAUCUGAUCAGAAAUCCAUUGGCAGUGUUGGAGGCUUUCGAAAGAGGAGUUUGUAAACUCCAUAACUUCCAAAAUUUUCAAGUGCAAAUUGUAGCCAACUCAAAUAUCAGUAAGAUUAGGGAUAUUAAUUCCAAUAAGAGCAAUAGAAUCAUCAAAAUCCAAGGAAUUGUGGUGUCAGCGAGCUCGAUCAUCACAAAGCCAAAAGAACUAUACUUACAGUGUAAAAACUGUCAGAAUGUGAAGAAAGUUAAAGAUGGAAUUCCCAGAAAUUGUGACAACUCAGAGUGUCCUUUGGACCCAUACUUUAUUGUUCCAGAGAAGUCCAUAGUUGAAGAUAUUCAGUACAUCAAAAUCCAGGAAUUCUUUGAGGAUAUUCCGAUGGGCGAAACACCAAGACACUUUAAUAUUUCACUUUCGGGUGUUCUGGCUAAUAAGAUCAGUCCAGGAUGCCAGGUAAAAAUUUCAGGAGUUUAUUGCAUUAAAAACACAAGUGAGAAGAGCUUUCCUUUUAUUAGGGCCUUGGGAUUGGAAAACAACAAGAAUAAGGUGAAGAAGAGUUUCAGUGAGGAAGAAGAAUCUUUCUUUAGAGAUUUGAGUAAGCAAGAUAUUUAUGAAAGGGUUUCUAGAUCGAUUGCUCCGAGUAUUUUUGGAAAGAAAGACGUAAAAAAAGCACUAGCUUGUAUGCUGUUUGGAGGUACCAGAAGAAUCAUGGAUGAUGGGAUUAAUCUUAGGGGAGAUAUUAAUAUCCUACUUUUGGGGGAUCCAGGUAUCGCCAAGUCCCAGUUUCUUAAAUUUGUCGAAUUAGUAAGUCCAAUAAGUGUCUACACUUCUGGUAAGGGUUCUUCAGCUGCAGGCCUAACAGCUUCUGUAAUUAAGGAUAGAAAUAAUGAAUUUUAUUUGGAGGGUGGAGCACUUGUCCUGGCAGACAAUGGAGUCUGCUGUAUUGACGAAUUUGAUAAAAUGAAUGAACAUGACAGAGUGGCUAUUCACGAAGCAAUGGAGCAGCAAACUAUUUCUAUAGCAAAAGCAGGAAUUACUACAGUUCUCAACACUAAAACAAGUAUAUUAGCGGCAGCCAAUCCAAUAUUCGGUAGAUAUGAUGAUUUUAAGACACCAGCUGAAAAUAUUGAGUUUGGUUCAACCAUAUUGUCGCGUUUUGAUUGUAUCUUUAUUCUAAAGGAUAAAUUCUCCAAUGAAGAUCGGAUUACGGCUGAACAUGUCCUGCAACUGCAUACCAACCAAAAAAGAUGCAAAGAAGAUGAUGUUAUCGAUGUUGACACACUGAGAAAUUAUAUUCAAUAUGCAAAAGCCAAAGUGUUUCCAACAAUGAACGAAAUGGCUUCCCAAAAACUAAAUAAAUUCUAUGUAAAUAUCAGGCAACAGGUGAAUGAAUAUGAAAAUGAGACAUCUAGUAAAAGCUCAGUGCCAAUUACCGUAAGGCAGUUGGAGGCAAUCAUAAGACUAAGUGAGAGCUUGGCCAAAAUUGAACUAAACAAUACUGUUUCAGUAAGACAUGUGGAUGAAGCGAUUCGGCUGUUCCAGCUAUCCACAAUGAAUGCAGUAAGCCAAGGCCACCAAAUAGAAGGGAUGUACCGUUCAGAUUACUUCGAGCAAAUUAAUGAGGUUAUUCAGAAAAUUAAGGAUGUUAUGCCUAUUGGUGGUUCAAAAAGAUUCGUGGAAUUGGCUGCGAUAAUUGGUGUAGAGGAGGCAGUGAUGAAAAGAGCAAUAGACUAUUUAGUUAAACAAAACAAGAUAGUUUCAAGGGACUAUGGAAGAAUGCUGACAAGAUUGCCAUAA